CUCAACAGAUAUGAGAAUUGAAAGGAUAUAAUUUAUCAUCUAGGUAUGCAGUAUGAGCCUAGCUCCCCCUCCGUCUGCUGCCAGUAAUUCACUAGUUGCAGAAGCACUAGCUAGGGCACAGGCUCUCGCUAAAACCGGAUUGAAAAGACCAGGAGACUAUAUUCAAGAACCAGAACCCAAGAAACCAGGGAAUAUGAUGCAACCAGGAGUUGGAGCUGACCAGCUCACUGUCACAGAGGAGAUUUAUGUACCUGACAAUAUGGUUGGAUUAUUGAUCGGUAGAGGAGGCGAGAAUAUUACAAGAAUGCAGCAGGAGUCUGCCUGCAAAAUUCAGAUGUCCCAGGAAAACCAGGGUUCUCCUACCAGAUUAUGUACACUGACCGGUUCACCCGACGCAAUUAAUGCGGCGAAAGCCCAGAUUAAUGCUGUCAUCGCUAACGAUGGGCGUGGAAACCGUGGUAUGGGCGGAGGUGGAGGCGGAGGAGGUAUGGGAGGAGGCGGAGGAAUGGGCGGAGGAUUUGAGAUGAUGCUAGAGGGUCCUCUGGUCGCCAGGGUUAUUGGUAAAGGCGGAGAGAAUAUUAAACGGCUUCAAGAGGAGACUGGAGCAAAAAUUGUCAUUAUUCAGGACUCUAAAGAUUUUGCUGACCAGAAACCUCUGCGUAUCUCUGGACCCCCAGACAAGGUCGAGUACGCCAAGCAGCGCGUCAUGCAGGUCAUCCAGGAGGAGAGGGAGAAGCUAGGAGGGAUGGGAGGCGGCAGGGGCGGGUUUAGAGGUGGGCGUGGCGGUGGUCCUGGUGGAUUCCGUGGAGGGCGUGGUGGACCCGGAGGUGGACGAGGAGGCGGAGCCGGAUGGCCCAGUGGAGGUGGCGGAGGCGGUCCAGGCGGAUACGGAGAAAUUCAGGAACAUUUCUCAGUUCCUUCAAACAAGGUUGGGCUUGUGAUGGGUAAAGGUGGAGAAACUAUCAAGGCCAUCUGUGCACAGAGCGGAGCACACUGCCAGGUUGAUAAAACAGCUCCUGAAGGCGCACGAGAGAAGUCCAUUGUCAUCAAGGGUACUCCUGAUGCUGUCGAGACCGCUAAGAGGUUGAUUGCAGAGAAGGUUGGAGGAGGUGGACCUGGAGGACCAGGAGGAUACGGAGGCAAUGGACACUAUCAGCCUGAACCUCAGUAUGGAGGAUAUGAACCUCCUCAGGGUGGAUACCAACCUCAGCCUCCACAGCAGGGAGUUCCAGUCAAUCCAUCUACUGGACAGCCGGAUUACUCUACUCAAUGGGCUGAGUAUUACAGAAGCCUGGGUAUGAUCAAGGAGGCAGAGCUCAUUGAGUCUCAGGCUCGUGGUGGAGGUGCCCCUGGUGGUGCCCAACCUGGACCUGCUGGACUAGCCCAAGCUCCGGGUCCCCAGUCAACAGAUUACUCUGCUCAGUGGGCAGAAUACUAUAGGAGUAUAGGAAAGCACCAAGAAGCUGAGGCUAUUGAGAAGAAUAUGCGAGCUAAGUCUGGAAGUGUACCUCCAGCAGGUUAUCAGCCUGCUCCACAGCCCGGAUAUGGAGCUCCUCAGAGUUAUGCCCAGCCUGGGUAUUACUAGUGUACUUCCGGCCUCAAGCUGCUGGAACAUCCGGCGCAGUUGCGUCUGUAAAUUCGGUUUCCGUGCUUCGUGGAUCCAGUAUUUGUAAACCUCUACCAUAUUCCCAGCAGUAUCCGACCUUACUACGCAACCUACCAACCACUAACCAAUAUUUGACCAGCUACAGUUGCACCUACCAGACUUUUUUCAUUUGCAUCGAGUAGAUUGUUUACGUCUUGGUAAACUAUCCGAUGUAAAGGUGGGCGGGGACAGAUACUGCUAGGAAUAUGUUGAAAUAAGAACUUCUUGUAGUAAAUAUUAACCACUGUUUUCUCAUUGUAAGUUCCCGUAAUAAAACGCGUUAAAAUAUU
This is a messenger RNA of Eurytemora carolleeae, 1935 nucleotides long. RefSeq names its product far upstream element-binding protein 1. The transcript has 15 exons. The record is from RefSeq and is a predicted model, not a curated record. Gene Ontology annotation, cellular component: nucleus; cytoplasm. The coding region runs from base 53 to 1585 and encodes 510 amino acids. Gene Ontology annotation, biological process: regulation of DNA-templated transcription. Gene Ontology annotation, molecular function: mRNA binding. NCBI's taxonomy places the organism in Eukaryota, Metazoa, Arthropoda, Copepoda, Calanoida, Temoridae.